Fragaria vesca subsp. vesca is the source of this 1233-nucleotide messenger RNA. Its product is annotated as myosin heavy chain kinase B-like. Bases 1 to 1233 code for a protein of 410 amino acids. Gene Ontology annotation, molecular function: protein binding. NCBI's taxonomy places the organism in Eukaryota, Viridiplantae, Streptophyta, Magnoliopsida, Rosales, Rosaceae. The record is from RefSeq and is a predicted model, not a curated record. The transcript has a single exon.
AUGACUCUCUCAGAAAACAAACGUCUCUCAGUCACACCCUUGCUCUCUGCAGCCUCAUCAGCAACAACAACAAGCAGCGACGCCUCCGACGAUAGCCCGCCGGCCUCGGCACGUUUCGAGAUCAGCUACCAUCAGUUUCCAUGCACGGCGCACUUAUUAUCCGGGUCCUUCUUCUCCUAUCGAUCACUGGCUGUCCUUUCCGGCCACAAAGGCUCCAUUUCGUGCCUGUCUUUAUGCGGAGAGUUCAUCCUCAGUGCUUCACAAGGCAAAGACAUCAUCGUGUGGCAGCAGCCUGAUCUGAGGCCUUUCACAAAGUUCGGACAAGGCGAUGGCUCGGUGAAGGCGGUUGUGACCGUUGGGAACAAGGUCUUCACGGCGCACCAAGACAGCAGGAUCAGAGUUUGGAAGGUUUCGCGGAGCUCGGAGAAUGUGUUUAGGCUUGUCGAUACUCUGCCUACAACGAAAGAUUAUUUGGGGAAGUUCAUGAAGCAAAGCAACUAUGUUCAAACGAGGAGGCAUCACAAGAGGUUGUGGAUUGAACAUGCUGAUAGUAUUUCUUGUCUGGCUUUCUAUAAUGGGUUGGUUUACUCUGGAUCUUGGGAUAAGACCCUUAAGGUGUGGAGGGUUUCGGAUUUGAAGUGCGUGGAGUCGAUCAAGGCUCAUGACGAUGCCAUUAAUGGGUUGGCUGCAAGUAAAGGGAUUGUGUAUUCUGCUUCUGCUGAUGGAAAAAUCAAGGCUUGGGGAAAAGAAGGCAAGAGCUCACAUUGCUUGAAGGGUAUCUUGGAGGGUCAUAAGGAUGUUUCGUUUAACUCGGUGGUGGUUUCAGAGGAUGGGAGAUGGGUCUAUGGAGGCGGUUCCGAUGGAUUUGUGAUGGGGUGGGAAGGGUGUACAAAUGGUGGUGAUCAAAUUGGGAGUUGGAAGUUGGUUUGUGAAACAAAAGCGCAUCAAAUGGCAGUGUUGUCGAUGUGUUUGAUGGGGGAGAUGUUGUGUAGUGGAUCAGCAGAUAAGAGUAUAGGUAUCUGGAAGAGAGAAGCUUUUGGGAAGCUUUCCAAAAUUGGGGUUAUUAGCGGCCAUGAAGGGCCAGUCAAGUGUUUGCAAGCAUCGCCGAAUUGUGUCGGUGGUGGUUUCAUGCUGUAUAGUGGAGGCCUUGACAAGAGCUUAAGAGUUUGGUGGGUUUCCAAACCCUCCACAACACAGACGAGUACAGAGGAGAAGUCUGUCAUGUUGAGCUAG